Hirsutella rhossiliensis is the source of this 2271-nucleotide messenger RNA. RefSeq lists its product as uncharacterized. The transcript has 7 exons. Lineage: Eukaryota; Fungi; Ascomycota; Sordariomycetes; Hypocreales; Ophiocordycipitaceae. The record is from RefSeq and is a predicted model, not a curated record. The coding region runs from base 1 to 2271 and encodes 756 amino acids.
AUGAAGCACCACCUGCUCAUCUACAGCGUCAAGUAUUGGGCCAAGCAUAUCGACGAUUUUCACAAGACAGCCGACUCCAAAGAGAUGUGCAAAGAAGUGGAUAGCUUCAUUCGUUCUAGAAACUUCGGCACCUGUGUACAACUCCAGAGUCUUUUUGUUCAGUGGAGAUUCUCAAUCUGGUACAUCGAUUGGGAAAAUGGAAUAUACUACACGAGCGAGGUCGAAGACAGGAACAAGAAAAAGCACUUCAGCAGGGGCUUGCCGUCGUGUUAUACCGAUCAUGACUACGGAAAGCCCCCGUUCCAGGAAUACAACGAGGCCAUCGCAGAGUGGGGAUAUUUCCUCAAUUCCUCUUACGGACCCUGCGCCCAGGACGUUCAAGUUCUGUUGUUGCACGAGCGCCACGAGCAGGAGGGCAUGCAGGUGGAGGCACAGCGGUGGACGGUGAAAAAGCUAGGUCAUCGACACAAGCUACAGACGAAGAAGCAAAUACUCAAAAUCACGGACGAACAGCUCCGCCUGUACACCAGGCCGCUCCAGGACCGCGAAGCAGGUCGAGCAACACAGGCCGCCAUCACAGGCUGCGGCGGCCUCCUCCGAAUCGGGCACAAGGUAUACGCCCAAGAUGACGCAGGCCUUUACCGUGUGCUUGAAAUGGGCGACUCCCGGAUUGCCAGGGACGACCGGCCUUGCGACGAAGCGGAUUCCAGCUCCAGCAGCAGUGAUAGUGACGACGACGAGGCACUUGACGAAGCGAAUCCCAUCCAAAGCCUUGGCGAGGUACAGGGAUGUUCGGCAAUGGAGACUCAACUCGACGCACAAGAAGACUCUGAGUGGUCAAAUUCGGCAAGGGCAUCUCACAGCGAUGGUUCAACCACGGACAUAUCGGAUGAGAUGCAUGAUGAUGAGUUUUGGGACGACUGGGGCUCCGAGGAUGAGGACAUGGAAUUCAAAGACAUUGACGCGGCAACCGAUGAGUCCUCAGCCAGUGCAUCGAGCAUGAUAUCCGAGUGGGAUGGAGGCCCAGGGGAUAUUCCCAUGCACACGGAUAUUCACGACCUCGAGUUCGAUCUCGACGGAGAUAACUCAGACAUUCCGAGUGCCAUCUCCACUGGAGCGUGGGCUGACAGUGACAGCAACUCACAGGAAUCGGAAGACGGGCCUGGACCCUUGCAGGAAGCCGAGACUACGGUCAAUCGGGCAUCCGACAAGCGCGAGCUCGUCAUCUUGUUUCACGACAGGUCCAAUAACUUGGCCCGUCGUGUUUUCCGGUUCGCCUAUCGGUGGGCGGGCCAGCUGUUCAACUCGCCGCCCGUCAUACAUCCGACACACGAGCUGGCCGUCUGGCCUUUGGGGAGAAACGAGAUCCUCUUCGCCAACUUCACCAAGCACACAUACUUCAUCCGAUCCCUCAAGUGCGGAGCUAAAGACAUGUGCCACAUUUCGAUCCAGGCAAAGUUCUCCGACUGUGGUCGGUUCUUGCACCUGGCCUGCCUCGACGGGUGCUUGGGCAGCAGCAGCAACAGCCACCCGAGCCAUGUCCACACCAAGAAAGCAUCACCGGCUCUACGUGGGCUAUAUAUACGCGUGUCCACGUACCGACUGUCACAGGGCAAGCCUUCGAGGAGCCCGCCCAGGCUUGUGCAUAGGGCCUCGGCACCGCUGGACUGCCACCUACUGCGCCAAGACGACGGCCAACAGCUCCCGGCGUCCCCGCUUCCCUACACUUUCACGUGGACCGCGGACCACCUCUACGCCGCCGAGAGCUACAGGGUCCUCCGCGUGUAUCGGGUGCCGCUGCACCAAGUACCUGGCUCGGACGACGUGGAUGGUUCCAAGCCGGCACAAGUCGUCUUUAGCAACGAGGCCGAGAUCUUCCUCCCAAAAUCAGCAGACAGCCGCUCUGUACUCUUCUUCCCUGCCCCCGACGGAGAGGCCGACACCAAGACAACCGAAAAGAAGGCCAAGCGCCGGACGAAGUCAUCCACAUCCACGACCAAGAAGAAAAGCGACGGGGACCAGGUCGUCGCCACGGUUAUAAUCUCAUCAGAAGUCAGCCUCCUCGCCGGGGUUCAGCCCUAUGUCGGGCCCCCUCAAGUCGUAUACCUGACUGCCGCUGAGUUUGGAUCCUGGCGGCGGCUCUGCGGAGACCCCCGGGGCUCGGGGGAGGGAGACGCGUGUGCCAAGACGUGGAAAGGCGGUCAGCUGGAGGCGCGUUACGAGAAAUUUGAUCAUAUGCAGGAUUGUGACAUUGUGCCGUUCUUUAGAUAG